AAGGGGGUGGAGCGGAGCGCCCACGCGAGCACCACCAAAUCUGCUAGAAAGCCUCUGACUAGGGGUCAGGUUGGUUGCCGUUGUCUCGACUAACUACAACUAACUAUAAGAAGAGGGAGGAGAUCAGCACAAGUAGCAGAUCUCCCAGGAGGUUGUGGAACGACGUGAAGCGAACCAAAAAUGGGGGGCCGCACAAUGUCCAUUUGGAACGUGAUGAUGAGCACCUACAAAAGGUCCUGCCCAGGAGGACCCCGAGUUCACCGACAUCAUCGAGAACAUCACAGUACCAGCGGGCAGGAAUGUGAAGCUGUCGUGUUCAGUCAAGAACCUCGGCACCUACAAGGUUGCGUGGAUGCACUUUGAGCAGUCGGCAAUCCUGACGGUGCACAACCACGUCAUCACCAGGAAUCCGCGCAUCUCGGUUUCGCACGAUAAGCACAGAACAUGGUUUCUGCACAUCAACAACGUGCAGGAGGAAGACAAGGGCAGAUACAUGUGUCAAAUCAACACCGUGCAAGCCAAGACGCAGUUCGGAUACCUCCACGUAGUCGUGCCGCCAAAUAUCGAUGACGCUCUCAGCAGCACGGACGUCAUCGUUCGCGAGCAGGCAAACGUGACCUUGACCUGCGUGGCCACGGGGUCACCGUCGCCCAGCGUGCGCUGGAAAAGAGACGACGGCAACAAGAUCAACCUCAACAAGUCGCACUCAGUGAUCGAGUACGAGGGCGAAGUGUUGGAGUUGACUCGAAUCAGCCGGCUGGACAUGGGCGCCUACCUUUGCAUCGCUUCAAAUGGAGUGCCGCCCACGGUCAGCAAAAGGAUCAAAGUCAGCGUUGAUUUCCCACCGAUGUUGUGGAUCCCGCAUCAAUUAGUAGGCGCGCCGAUCGGGUUCAGCGUGACCCUCGAGUGCUUCACGGAGGCGCAUCCGACUUCACUGAACUACUGGACGCGCGAGGACGGCAACAUGAUCCACGAGAGCGCCAAGUACCACUCGGAGAACACGGUGGGUCCUCCGACGUACAAGACGCACAUGCGACUCACCAUCCACAAGAUCAGCGAGCGCGACCAGGGCACGUACAAGUGCGUGGCCAAGAAUCCGCGCGGCGAAACAGAUGGCAACAUUCGCCUCUACACGUCUUCGCCACCUUCUACAAUCCCACCAUCUACAACCACUCAAGUAGUUACUAAAAGGCUACCAGAUCCCGUUGAAACCAAGAAUAAAGGUUCCAAGUACCAGCCACCCAGCAUUAAUGAAAUCAACAACUUUGACCAGAAGUCCAACUCGCACGAGGCGGGAAAGGGCAAAAAGCAGGAUUGGCUACAGAGCGAAAAUGUUUCGGCGUCGUCCGUUCCGCUGGCUGCAGGGAUGGGACUCGUCGGCUCUCUGCUGCUCUGCCUUAUGACAGUCAAUCUGACGUUCUUCAACGACGCCAACCUCCACCUGAGGAGCAGUUAGACUGAACGGUGCUCCGGCGGCGAACGUAAGAAUUUCAAAAGAGCCUCCACCACGACUGACUCUCUAUCUCAAGAUGCGCGUUAAUUGAAAAAUAAAAUUAAUUACUAAUGGACGGUUAAAACGCAGUUUAAAAGUAAAAAAAUUAAGAUAACGGACAAUUACUACGAAGAUGUUUAAGUCAAUGUUGAAGUUGAAGAGCAGAAGCGCCAAGUUAUGUUUUUUAUUCAUCACCUCGCACUUUCUACACACCCACGACAGAGGAUUUGUCCAAAACACUGCACCUCUCUAUUGUAUGGAAAAAGAAAAAUAGUAUUAUUCUCUCUGCGUAUAUAAUCUUACCACUUUCUAUAUAAUUCUCGCUCACAAACGUGCAUGUAACUUUCGAUAUAUUUUUUCGUUCGGAUCUCUUUUUCUCUAUCUCUCAUUGCACCUGGGGACUAUUUCGGGAUCUGUUUCCGAAAUCAUUUUCUGCAAUACUCACGACACGCGUAUAUGAAAUGUACGUUAGUUACUCUGAUUGUAAUAUCUUGUAAUAUAAAUUCAUGAAUGUGCCACAGGAAUAAUUUUGCGUGGAUCCCCCCUCUGGUUACGCGGAGCUUUAAAUAUUUAUGUGUUUUGUUUGCGUAAUGAGUGAUUUUUGAGGACAUACAAAACCACCAGAAGGCGCGAUUCAAGCAAAAAUAUACGUACUUUUAACCAACUGAGCCGUAUUUGGAACAAAAUUCAUCUAAUUGAUUUUCAGAAUCUACUGAAAAUGAUUGAAUUGCAUCUUUUCCUCUCAGAAAAAAUUAAUUAAAUUUUCCACCACAACAAAUGCUCAAAAAAACUAUUUUUUUUUCUUUAAAAAUUAUACACCUAAUGUCUGCGGUUUUCGGAUUGAUAUGAAAAUGUCAAAUUAAAAACUUAUGCGUGGAUUUGUAAGCUGGAAGAUCGAAUAGCAGUGGAGUUUAGUGCAAGAUGAGCUCAAUUAUAUUCGUGUGCGUGGCGUGUUUCGGCAGCUUGAGAAGCGCAUCCCCAGAAAAAAAACAGACCCAGUGUAUAUGUAGUUGCUCAACUUAUUGAAUUAUAAAUUGUUUCAACCAAUUAUAAUCGCCACGUCGUGCGAAUCAAGCUCGAAAAGGAUACGCAGCAUAAAUGCAUAUAUAUUUUUGCAAUUAAUUCACGAUAUAGGUUUUUUCAAUUCGGGAAAAACGCUUGACGUGUCCGUAUAUAGUGUAAAAUUAAUGCCAGGCGGAAUUACUUAGUUUCGUCUAAAUUGGGAUUUUUACGAAAUCCUUGUUAUAUAUUCACAUCGAUCCUGCUUGCAAAGGUGAUCCUCUCUUACGUAAGUGCUGUACAUCACCAUAAUUUGAUGCAGGGUAAUGAUUAACAAACAUGUGUAUUAAGAAGGUGAAAACGCAUUAACCAACCUAUGGAAGCAUUAAUAUAAAAAAGUACCUUGUAAAAAUAUUCAAAAAAAGGAAUAGCAAUGAGGAAGAAAAAUGUAUGAACUGAAUGGCUGAUACUUAAUUAUAAAAUAAAUUAAACAGAAACAUGCCUGUGUGAUGUCGGUUAAGAAACCAAGUCAUUAAUAACUAUUGAUUUAAUUAUUGCUCGGAAAAGUCGGUGCCAAAGAAAUCUGUGGAUAUUAUUAUGGAUUUUAGGCACUAACUUUUCAUAGUUUUUAAUUUAUAUUUCCCACGUUAUAAAGUUUUUAAUAUCUAAUUUUUAUUCUCUAUGUACGCAUCUUAUCAUCGACAUUUCUGCGCUGAAAAAGAAAGAAAACGAUUUGACUUACAAAUUUCCUCUUGCACUUGAAUUCAAAAGUUUGUUCAUUGAUACAAUGGAGUUUUUCAUCACAUUCUUGCGUGUUACAUUUUUGUCUCCUUUCAUCAAAAAAUCCGUGUGCCAAUGUAAACAGAUGACAAACGCUGCGCUUCAAUCAAAUCGUUUGAAAGGCAAAUGAAUUGACCGUAGUCUGUAUUUUGGCACCGUUUUGUGUUUUCGCUCUUGGGACAAAAGAAUCCACGCGAUCCCGUCCUUGCUCACUAAACUGUGUAUGUAGUUGGUAAUUAUUCGAUUGCGCCCUUUGUGUUUUAAAUUUAGCGAGCGAUGUGUUUUUAUUCUUCUCAGUACAUAUUAAUUCGUUCGCUAAUCGUCGACAAAAAAACCGAGACGAUCUUCGCCUCAGCUAGACGUGUCUAGACAGCAACAAUUAAUUAAACAACGUUUGGCGCGAGUGCAAGCAAGAAAAAAAGAAGAAACAAUUACGACAAAAAUAAAAUAAACGCUAUUUGUUAUUAUGAAAUGUUUACAGAAAUAAAGAGAAA
Molecule: messenger RNA, 3765 nt
Organism: Neocloeon triangulifer
Lineage: Eukaryota; Metazoa; Arthropoda; Insecta; Ephemeroptera; Baetidae
Product: neurotrimin-like
Exons: 11
Coding region: 353-1456 (367 amino acids)
Cellular component (GO): neuron projection
Source: RefSeq, a predicted model, not a curated record